This is a messenger RNA of Pectinophora gossypiella (pink bollworm), 844 nucleotides long. It is a transcript of the gene Coq7, whose product is annotated as 5-demethoxyubiquinone hydroxylase, mitochondrial. NCBI's taxonomy places the organism in Eukaryota, Metazoa, Arthropoda, Insecta, Lepidoptera, Gelechiidae. The transcript has 4 exons. Gene Ontology annotation, cellular component: nucleus; mitochondrial inner membrane. Gene Ontology annotation, molecular function: 3-demethoxyubiquinol 3-hydroxylase activity. The coding region runs from base 175 to 804 and encodes 209 amino acids. The record is from RefSeq and is a predicted model, not a curated record. Gene Ontology annotation, biological process: regulation of reactive oxygen species metabolic process; regulation of gene expression; determination of adult lifespan.
CAUUGUGGAAAUUUUCAGUCAAACAAUUUUCCUUUUUUCAGUUAGGUACCUAUUUUCUUACUGUCUGUGUGUAAUAUGUGAGAUUAUAUUUUACUGUAGAAGUGAAUUAAACUGUUGGAUUCGUGUUAUUAACCCCCCAUCUGAAAAAUUGUAUUACCGACUUCAUAAGCGAAAAUGAUGCGACCUCCGCGAUUCUUGCACCAAAUACGAACUGUGGCAACGGCCACCGGUCCCCAGGGUCAAGCUACUGGUAAAGCUACCCCGCUUAAAGCUGCUUCACUAUCGAAGAAUCCACAUAUUGACCAAAUAAUUCGCGUGGAUCAUGCCGGCGAGUUAGGCGCGGAUCGCAUCUACGCGGGGCAGUACGCAGUCCUUGGCAACACGGCUGAAGGGCCAACCAUACAGCACAUGUGGGAUCAAGAGAAGGUCCACCGACAGACCUUCGAGCAUCUGAUCAACCAGUACCGGGUCCGCCCGACUGUCUUGACGCCUAUUUGGAAUGUCGCUGGAUUCAUGCUUGGGGCCGGCACAGCACUGCUCGGCAAAGAAGCAGCGAUGGCAUGCACGGUGGCUGUCGAAACCGUGAUAGUAGACCACUACAACGACCAACUCAGGACCCUGAUGGAAGACCCGAACAUCGACAAGGAGAUCCUACAAACCAUCACGAAGUUCCGUGACGAAGAACAGGAGCAUCACGACACGGGGAUAGACCACGGAGCGGAACAAGCGCCGUUCUACAAAGCCCUAACGGAAGUCAUCAAGGCCGGAUGCAAAGUCGCCAUUGCUAUAUCGAAAAAAAUUUAGUUCAUUAGGUAUCCGAAUUAUACUGGUAUUUUAGUAGUUA